Messenger RNA from Morchella sextelata, 639 nucleotides. RefSeq lists its product as uncharacterized. Gene Ontology annotation, molecular function: ADP-ribose diphosphatase activity. Gene Ontology annotation, cellular component: cytosol; nucleus. Gene Ontology annotation, biological process: nucleoside phosphate metabolic process; ribose phosphate metabolic process. Lineage: Eukaryota; Fungi; Ascomycota; Pezizomycetes; Pezizales; Morchellaceae. The transcript has 3 exons. The record is from RefSeq and is a predicted model, not a curated record. Bases 1 to 639 code for a protein of 212 amino acids.
AUGUCCAUCUCCGCUAGCAAAAUAGUUUCGCAAGAGCCACUCUCCACCCAAGACGCAAAAUGGGUCAAACUCGUCAAGACAAUCUACACAGACCCCAACGGUACCGAACGCACCUGGGAGUCCAGUGAGCGCUGCACUCGCCCGCCCGGUAUUGAUUUUGACGGCGUCGGCAUCAUCGCCGUCCUCGAGCAGCCCGGUUCCGAGCCCUCUCUCCUCCUACAAAAGCAGUACCGACCUCCCAUUGGCAAAGUAACCGUCGAGAUCCCCGCCGGCCUCAUCGACGCCAACGAGACCCCAGAAGAAUGCGCCAUCCGCGAGCUCUACGAAGAAACCGGCUACCACGGCGUUGUCGAGCCGGCCGGCGACGCGGGAGAGCGCAGCUGCCUCAUGUUUAACGACCCCGGCAUGUGCAACACCAAUCUCCACUUCGUGCAUGUCAAGAUCGACCUGGCGGAUGCGAGGAACAAGAAUCCGAAGCAGCAGUUGGAGGAGAAUGAGUUUAUUGAGUGCUUUACGGUGCCGUUGAAGGACCUGUAUAAGGAGUGCAGGAGGCUUGAGGCAGAGGGGUUGGCGAUUGAUGCGAGGGUGGGCAGUUUGGCGGAGGGGUUUGAGGUGGCUAGGAGGUGGAAGUUCUUGUAG